CAGACAGACGGGAGAGAGAGAGAGCAGUAAUGGCGGCCGGUUAGCUCCACACAAAAAUACCGUCCGCAUCCAGCCGCAUUCAGCCGCACUCAGCGCAGCGCUCCGGGGGCAGCCGGCCUCACGCACCGCGGCGGAGCCAGUGACACGGCCACGGAGCGGAGACACGGGCUUCGGGGCCGGGAAUCGUCCGGCGGACCGUUGGAUCCGGAGACUUUCCUUCUACUUUUCUAAAAAAAAAAAAAAAAAAAAGAAAAAAAAAAAACAUGGACGAGCUCCCCGGCGGAGGAGGAGGAGCAGCGGGCUCGCCGAGACAGCAGCAGCCUCCGCCGCAGCAGCAGCACCAGCCGGGGAGCAGUACGCCGAUCGGAGCCGGCGGAGGAGGAGGAGGAGUCAUGGUGCCGCACCAGCCCGACGAGCUGCCCCGGCCGCAGCAGCAGUACACCAUCCCCGGCAUCCUACACUACAUCCAGCACGAGUGGGCCCGCUUCGAGAUGGAGAGGGCGCACUGGGAGGUGGAGAGGGCCGAGCUCCAGGCGAGGAUAGCGUUCCUGCAGGGCGAGAGGAAAGGUCAGGAGAACCUGAAGAACGACCUGGUUAGAAGAAUAAAAAUGUUAGAAUACGCACUAAAGCAGGAAAGAGCAAAAUAUCACAAAUUAAAAUAUGGAACAGAGUUAAACCAAGGAGAGAUGAAGAUGCCAAGCUUUGAAUCAGACACCAAAGACUCAGAGGUCUCUGCUGUUCCUGCCAACAGUCAGCUCACCUGGAAACAAGGACGGCAGCUACUCAGACAGUACCUGCAGGAGGUGGGAUACACCGACACCAUCCUAGACGUUCGUACUCAGAGGGUCCGUUCGCUGCUCGGCCUGUCGGGUUCUGAGCAGAACGGAUCCGUGGAGAACAAGAACCUGCAGCACCUGAUCAACGGGACGGAGCGCCACAAGGACAGCAAGAGGAGUCCAGGUGACGUUCUGGAGACGUUCAACUUCCUGGAGAACGCAGAGGACAGCGACGAAGACGAGGAUGAGGAGGGAGACCUGAUGGACGACAUCAGCACCGACAAACACCACAGAGCGAAGAAACACAAGACCAAGGUGGGAAACGAAGGUCUGGCCUCGGAGGACGACGCCGACACCGAGGAGGCUCUGAAGGAGUUCGACUUCCUGGUGACGGCCGAAGACGGAGAAGGAGCCGGAGAGGCCCGGAGCUCCGGAGACGGGACGGAGUGGGCGGAGCCUCUACCGUUUCCCACCGGCGGGGGUAAAUCCUUCCUGCUGGGGGGUUCAGAUGACGUGUUGGAGAGCGUCCUGGGUCUGGGCGACCUCGCCGACCUCACCGUCACCAACGACGAGGCCGACUACGGCUACGAUCUGCCGUCCAAUAAGGAGUCUUCGUUCAGGAAGACCUGGAACCCCAAGUACACGCUGCGCAGCCACUUCGACGGCGUCCGAGCGCUGGCCUUCCACCCGGUGGAGCCCUGCCUGGUCACCGUGUCCGAGGACCACACGCUCAAACUGUGGAACCUCACCAAGACCGUCCCUGCCAAAAAAAGUGCCUCUUUUGAUGUGGAGCCCGUCUACACUUUCAGAGCCCACGUUGGUCCGGUGUUGUCGUUGGCGAUGACCUCCAGCGGUGAGCAGUGCUUCAGCGGCGGCAUCGACUCGACCAUCCAGUGGUGGAACAUCCCGAGCUCCAACGUCGACCCCUAUGACACCUAUGAUCCCAGCGUGUUGGCGGGCUCAUGGACGGGUCAUACGGACGGCGUGUGGGGAUUGGCUUACAGCGGCAUCAAGAACCGCCUCCUGUCCUGCUCAGCCGACGGAACGGUGAAACUCUGGAACCCCACAGAGAAGAACCCCUGCAUCAGCACUUUCAACGCCAACAGAGAGCACGGCGUCCCCACGUCGGUGGACUUUAACGGCUGCGACCCCGCCCACAUGGUGGCGUCCUUCAGCAGCGGAGACGUGGUGAUUUAUGACCUGGAGACUUCCCAGAAUGCACUGGUGCUGAAGGGGCAGGGAGACGGCACGCUGCCGGGGUCCAAUCAUAUCAACAAGGUGGUGAGUCAUCCCACGCUGCCCGUCACCAUCAGCGCCCACGAAGACCGACACAUCAAGUUCUACGACAACAAGUCAGGUAAAGUGAUUCAUGCCAUGGUGGCUCACCUGGACGCAGUGACCAGUCUGGCUGUGGAUCCCAACGGCAUCUACCUGAUGUCUGGCAGUCACGACUGCUCGCUGCGUCUGUGGAACCUGGACAGUAAAACCUGCGUCCAGGAGAUCACGGCUCACCGCAAGAAGAGCGAGGAGGCCAUCUACGACGUGGCCUUCCACCCCUCCAAGGCCUACAUCGCCUCGGCCGGCGCCGACGCCCUCGCCAGGGUCUACGUCUAAUCCAGGAGCAGAAGAAGAAGGAGGAGGACCGCCGGGCGAGAGACUCAGACACACAGAGAGAGAGAGGUCGUCUGUUCAGGUGUGUUCAGGUGUCUGGACACGGAUCACAGAGUAAUAGCAGAGACUGGAGGUGACGGAUCUCCAUGGCGACUGAACACACACACACACACACACACACACACACACACACACACACACACACACACACACACACACACGGUUUAAGUUAAGAGCUGCGGCCGACUGAAGACACCCGCAGGUGAACAGCUCACCUGUACCGACACUACAGGCCCCGCCCCUACAGGCCCCGCCCCUACAGGCCCCGCCCCCACAGGCCCCGUUAACACUAGUGUGACCCAACAGCAGAGACGAGAGAAUUAAAGGAAAAAUCCGCCAAAAAACCCUGCGGCUUUGAGUCCUUCUGCUUAAAUAUCUCUGAUUUUAUCCAAACUUUUAUCUUAAACUCUGACGAUUUAAAACAGGAAGUUUUAGCUUCACCUCAAAUUCUUUCUGAGACGUUUUUUUCUUUUAAAAAUCCACAUUUGGGGGAUUUUUGUGACCAAGUAUUUCACAUUAAAAUAUUCUACAUGUUUAGUUUUGUUUUAUUGUGACUUAAACUAAACAUAAUUCUGUAUUAUUAAUUAAUAUUUAGUUAUUAUGAGCUCAAACCUGGAAUUUUUCAUUAUUUUUCUUUAUAUUGUCACUCAGCCGUAAUCAGAUGAUUUUAUUUUCUAUAUUCCAGAUUCAGAAUCAGUGACAUGAUGAGAAAUAAGAGAAAAAUUCAGGUUUUUAUCGUGUUCAAACAAAACCUAAAUAAAAAACAUUGUUAUCUCAGAAAGUAUUUGAUAUUUCAAGAUUAAAAUUUCAUAAAUACUAUUUUAAAUAUACAGAGUUCAUGAUAAAAUAAAAGUUUCAUGUAAAUCAGAGACAGUUUGAGCAGAACUUGAUGUGAACUUUUGAUGGUUUGAGCCUCCUGAAGGGUUUUUAAUUCAUUUGUAGAAUUUCUGAGCACAAAUUGUGGAUAAAUUUACACCUUUCUGACCAUAAAAAUACUGCAGACAGACUGUUUAUUGCAGCCAUGUAGCCCACAGCGCCACCUUCUGACCAGAACACACAGCCCAGUUUAUUCCAUAACGAGACUACUUUUAUUUUGAAAUUUACUUCAAAUUCGAUCUCCGGUUUCAUGAAAACAACAUAUUCAAGGUUUGAUUUAAUAGAUAAUAGAUAAAGUUCUUUAUUUCUCCCCACUCCAGGGGAAAUUUACAUUGUUACAGCAGCUUUAUUUACAAUAUAUACAAGGGUGAAAAAAUUUUUUAACAGAAAAAAUAAAAAUAAAGUUUAAAAGUGACUUUGAGACUUUUGACUCAAUAAAAACAGAAAAACAAACACCAGAUGCAGUAAAAAUUAAAUGUCAUCAGUAAUCAGAUACUAGCAUUGAGUUCAAUGAGAAAACAGACAUAAACACAACUAAGGAAGGUUUAAAUUUGUGUUUAAUGUGUUUCUGAAGACGUUUUCAUUUGCAGCAGAAGUCAGAACACUGAAAUAUUCAGUUAAUCGGUUUGUAGUUUGGCUCUAAAAUGUUAAAAAUGGUGAAAAGUGUCUUAAAUGUCUUGUUUUGUCCAAAGAUCUUCAGUUUACUGACGUAGAGGAGGAAAGAAACUGAAAAUAAUCACAUUUUGAGAAACUGAAAUCACAAAUUUAGACUAUUUUUAAUAAAAAAAAAAUUGCUCAAAAUGAUUAAUUUAUUAUCAAAAUAGUCAAUAAUUGUCGGUUAAUUGAUUAAUUCUUGCUGCUCUGAGUUUCUAACUGGUAGAUAAAUUAAAGACGACAUUAUAUUUGGUUUUAACCCACUGAUGGACAUUUUAACCAUCAUGGGACAUUUUGGAGACAAAACAAUAAAAUAAAUCCAAAAAAUAAUCAGCUCAUUAAUCAACAAUGAAAAUUACUGUCAGUUUUUGCCCUAAAGAGGCUAAAAAUACAGAAUAAAUUGUAGUUUCUCUUGGAUUCAUGCUAAAAUCACCACAAAUAUAACCACAGAGAGAGUCUCACUGGACGAAUCGAUCAACUGUUUGGUUCUAAAAUGUCUGUUUUAGUCCAAAGAUCCUCAGUUUCCUGUCAUCAACCAGAAAAUAUUAACAUUUAAGAAGCUGAAGUCACUGAAUUCAGAUCGUUUGUCCUUUAAGAAUGAAGCUCUAGUUGGUUACCAUGGACAUUUUAGAGACGAAACACCAAAAUAAAUUAAAGAAAUUAUCAGCUGAUUAUCAGUUUUUGCCCUAAAGAGGCUAAAAUACAGAUUAAAUUCAUGCUAAAAUCAACACAAUUAUAACCACAGAGAGAGGCGCACUGGACGAAUCGAAUGGCUUAUUUUUUUUCCUAAAAUGAUGGAAAAUGUCGUGUUUACUGUCAUAAACCAGAAAAUAUUCACAUUUAUGAAGCUAAAAUCACUGAAUCUGUUAUUUUCUUUCAAAUUGAACUGUUUUGAUGAUCCAGUUCGAGGUUAGUUCACCAGACUUCCACUGCCAGUUCACUCAUAAAGUCUGAGUUUCUCCAGUUUCUUGCUGGAAAAUGUUCCUGAAAUCACAAUAAGCUGGUUUUAAAUUCAGUAAAACGUCGAAGCUGAGAGGAAGUUCAGCUAAAAGGAAAACAAACUGAGCAGAACAUGAGCGGGAUUUUUCCUUUAAGCCUCAGAAACAGAACAUCUGACGUUUGAACUGUUUUUCUGUUUUUAAUAAUUAAAAUCUUGGUCAGAUUUUAACUUUUGUACCAUUUUUAUGGUUAAAUCCGGACGAGCAGGAACGCUAAAUGCUGCUGGUUUUCUUUCCCAAUGCGACGGUUUGAAACUCAGAUUUCCUGUUUGUGUCUCUCUGAGAGCAGCUGAUUGGCUCGUGCUCCCUGACCUCAGCCCCUGGUGGGCCAAUCAGAGCCCAGCGACGGAGGGUCAGACGUUACUGUAGUAUUUUCUGUUUGUGUAAAAUAAAUCUAGUUUUUAUAAUCCUUUUUUAUAAAUGUUCGGCACCGAGGACGACUCUGGCUCCUCCCACCGUCCAGUCCGUCACCCCCGUGGCCCCGCCCAUCUACUUCCUGUUUCCCAUCGCAUGGUGACUCACAGAAACUGCCUCCGUCUGAUAGGUCGACAGUGUUUGAGGAGGAAGAGGAGGAAGAUGAGCUGUGAUUUAAAUAAAUAUCAAACUAAAUCUAAUAAUUCAUCAACUUUCAAACAGGAAGACCAUGUAGCAGCAGGAGGAAAGAAAACGCUUUUAUAGAAAUAUUUUCUCCAUCCAGAAAUCUGUUUUACCCUUUAUAAACUUGUGUUAGCUGUGGCUAGCUGCUAAAAGCUAAAAUAGCACAUAUUAUAGCAUGAAGCAGCAGCUAGUAGCUUAGCUAACGUGAAACCAACGGAGAAUCUAAAAACAGCAAGAAGUCUGUUGGUUUAAAUAAAAAAAACACUAGCAUUAGUUCAAAAACAUUUUCAUAAUAAAGCUAAUGUUGGUUUAACGCAGUGCUAGCAUAAACCAAAAGCUAUCAGACAUAAAAACAUUCAUGCUUGUCAUGAAAAACUCUUAUUUUUCUAACAUUAAUUCUUACCAUUUGCAGAAACAAAACUCAACUUUGAUGUGAAAAAAAAAAUGUGUGGAAAAACCCUAAUGUUAGCAUAAAACAAUAUCUUACGUUAGCAAAUUACCUUAAAAAUGCUAAUAUUCCCAUAAAACACAUUGAAAGUUUAUCGUUUUGCCGUAAAUACAAACAUAAAAUUCACAAAAAUUUUGCUUUUACCAAACUUUAAUGUGAAAAUAAGUGUGUAAAAAGCCCUAAUGUUAGCAAAUCAGCUAAAAGAUGCUAAUUUUGCCAUAAAACAAAGAGAAAGUUUAUCAUUUUAGUGUAAAUACGAACAUAAAUUUUUUUAAAAAUUAGCUUAAACCAAUGUCCAAAUAACUCUUUAACAUAAAACAUCUAACAGUGGAAUGAAAAACUGUUUUAUCAUAAAAACAAUCAGGUUAGCGUCAAGAAAAUAUAGCCGACUGUAUGCUUUUUUAGAAAACAAUGGCACUAUUGAAGUUCAUUAAAUUAAUACAGACUUUGUUUUAAAUGAACCAUAAGUUUGAAGGCAUCAGUGCAGCUCUAAGGAGUUUGGCAAGUCUUUUCUAAAUAUUGUAACGUAAAAUCCCCCAAAGCUGCCAAAAUCUAAAAAUAAAGAUAAAAUACGACAGAAUUGAAAAUGUAAGAGUGAUGCCUCUUUCCUCACAAGCAAUCUUUGACAUUUCUCUUCAAAAAUAGUUUUUUUUCCCAUUAAAGAAAUCUGCAUAUUUGGUCAAAUAACAAGAAUAAUUUAAUAUUUAGUAAUAAAUAAUGAGAAAAUGUUAUAAAAACAUUAAGAAUCUGAGUAAAUAUUAUUGUUUAAAAUCAUUGGACGGAUGAACGAAAACCAUAAAACAGAUAAAAUAAAGUAAAAACAAUAAAAUAAAUGAAACAACAGCAGAAACACGAUAAACCAGUUGAGUUUUACGGCAUUUCCCAGUAAUAAACCAGUGAGUUUCCAGUUUUCCAGCUGGUUAUUGGUCCCUGAACGCAGCAGAGACUCCUCUUCCUCCUCUUCAUCUUCAUCGAUGUUCGUCUUCGUCGCAGCAGAUUUAACUUAUUUAUCAGGAAGUGAAACGGUCCAAUCAGAGGCCUCCUGGAGGAGUCGGUCUGAAAGCUGCCGUCUGAUUGGCUGCUCCCUUGUCAUGGCAGCAGUUCGUUCUGAUCACGUUUUCUUUCACAAACAAACGGUUUAUUUGUUUUCUCUCCACCGACGCUGCGACUUCCUGUGUAACUUCCUGUUUGUGUACUGCAUGAUUAAUACAAUAAAAGUAUUUUUUCUAGUCUUCCAGAAAAAUGGGAAAAAAAAGUUCUGAUCAGUUUGCGAGUUUUGAUGAGUUUUGUAAGUUUUUUUUUUUUUUGAUUUCCAAACUAUGAACAGCAGAUUUUAAAGACUGUACCACAUAGCAGAAUACAGCUGUUGAAAUGUAUAUAAAAUGUCUAUAAUAACUAUUAAAUGGUGUAACUGUA
Amphiprion ocellaris (clown anemonefish) is the source of this 7436-nucleotide messenger RNA. It is a transcript of the gene strn3, whose product is annotated as striatin, calmodulin binding protein 3. The transcript is spliced from 16 exons. The record is from RefSeq and is a predicted model, not a curated record. Lineage: Eukaryota; Metazoa; Chordata; Actinopteri; Pomacentridae. The coding region runs from base 264 to 2390 and encodes 708 amino acids. Gene Ontology annotation, cellular component: dendrite. Gene Ontology annotation, molecular function: protein phosphatase 2A binding; calmodulin binding; armadillo repeat domain binding.